Molecule: messenger RNA, 4779 nt
Organism: Trichophyton verrucosum HKI 0517
Lineage: Eukaryota; Fungi; Ascomycota; Eurotiomycetes; Onygenales; Arthrodermataceae
Exons: 9
Coding region: 1-4779 (1592 amino acids)
Biological process (GO): GPI anchor biosynthetic process
Cellular component (GO): endoplasmic reticulum membrane
Molecular function (GO): mannose-ethanolamine phosphotransferase activity; protein binding
Source: RefSeq, a predicted model, not a curated record
AUGCCUAAGCGCAAGGCAGAAUCGAAACUUUCGUCGCUGGUGAAUGGAGACAUAGAGGACGAUGAUCUGAGUCGCGUCGAAGAUGAUGAUAACGCGAGCAUAGAACCUCCGCCAGCCAAAAGACAGAAAGGACGGCCAAAAGCCGCUACGACAAAGGCUACGGCCGCGGCAACAAAGACCACAAGGAAAACGCGCUCGAAAGUGGUGGUGGGCCCAAAGAAGCGUGGUGCGGCGGCAGGGCGAAAGAAGACAGCCAAGGUGGUUGAAGAGCCGCCAGCUGAUGAUGUGGACAGUGCUGAGGAAGAAAAUGAGACAUUAGGGAGAGAAGGGGUUUCAGAGGACGAGCUCGAUUCGCCGGAGACCGUUCAUAACCAAGAGAGUCAAGAGAAAACUCGAACACGAGGGAGAGCAAAGGAUACCGAGACCAUAAAGGACGGGGAAUUCGAGUAUACACCUACAAAUACCAAGUCAGCGGCAGUUAGAGGACAAAAAGGAAAACAAACGGCAAAACAAGCAGCCAAGGAACCCUCUCCGCCUGUAGAGAUAACGCCGGAAACUGUGAAGAGUACAUCCAGGACUAGUAUAUCCGCCGGCAAAACACAAAGAUUCACGCCUUCAGGAGUCCACUGGGCUUCGCCUGUGAAAAGUACGAAUGUCUUGCCCCAGCACAGGACAUCUAGGCCAUCUGGGAUAAAACCGUGGGGCAGCCCUACAAAGGGUCGUGAGACGGGAGAUGGAGAGGUUGCUCUCAGGCUGAAACUGGGUGAAAUGACCAAGAAGUAUGAGAGCAUGGAAGGGAAAUACCGUGCCUUGCGGGAGAUUGGCAUAGUUGAGGCAAACUCAAACCUAGAAAAGAUACGGAAACAACAUGAGGAGACCACCGCAGCAUCUAAGCAACUGAUCAACUCCCUGAAGAGUGAACUAUCGAAGCAGUCAAGCGCAUCAAAACAGACCCGAGAUUUGCAGAAGCAACUUGAAUCACGGAACGAGGAAGUGGCUCAACUGCGACAACAACUCGAAGAAAUGAAGUCUGGCUUAAACAAAGCUCAGACAGAAGCCAAGUCACUACAAACAAAACUUACAGCUGCUAGGAAUGCUGCUGCUAAUGCGGAAAAAGUAGCUACAGCAAGAGGCUCUGCUGUCAGGUCAGGAGCUGUAACUAGGGAUACUGCCAAUGGUCUCUUGGAGUCGGCUCAGGUGGCCCAGCUCAAGGAAGACCUGUAUAGCGACCUUACCGGCUUAAUUAUCCGAGAUGUGAAGAAGAGAGAAUCAGACCACUUGUAUGACUGUAUACAAACUGGUCUUAAUGGAACACUUCAUUUCAAACUUGGUGUCAGCCACAACAUGGACAACCGAUCAACUGCCAGCCUGGAAGCAGCGGAGUUCCACUAUAUUCCCUUGCUAGAUGAGAACAGAGACCGAGAUCUGCUGGAGAUACUCCCCGACUAUCUUUCAUUCGUCCUCAUAUAUAGCUCAAUCCACCGCCAUUUCCCUCAGUUCCUCAUCACCUCAUCUUCUCUUCGUCUUUUCCAUCUCGUCUUCCUCUGCGGCCAUCCUCCAAAGGUCCUCCAUCCGUUCCUCGACUUAAGCUUAACUAAAAAUUUUGCUAUUUUUACUUUUUUUGGCGCGGGCCGGGGAGCUCUGUGCCCAAGCAUCCAAUCAGAAGCCCCUGCUCAAUCGAAGGCUUCGACAUUCUUCCGCACCCUCAUCCGUUGCCCGACACUGAAGAAGAAGCUGCUACUGGAGGGGGAGAGAAAGAAAAGCUGUGCCGCCAUGUCUCGCACAGGGUUGUUCCUAGCCCUAGCGGUGCUCUUUCACCUUAUCUACACCUACUCGAUCUUCGACAUCUACUUCGUCAGCCCAAUUGUCAGUGGCAUGCGAGAAUAUGGCGUCGAACGCGCUCCCAGUGCCAAAGCCCCCGCCAAACGCCUCGUCCUGUUUGUUGGUGACGGUCUGCGCGCAGACAAGGCAUUCCAAUACUUCCCGGACCCUUCCCCUCCAAAGACCGGCUGCUCGAAGGACAGCGAGGACAAUGUAACCUGUCCGGAACCCGAUUUGACGCCCAAACCACUUGCGCCGUUCCUCCGUUCACGCGUCCUGGAUCAUGGCACCUUCGGAGUAUCGCACACUCGAGUACCAACUGAGUCAAGACCGGGCCAUGUUGCUCUGAUUGCAGGCUUAUAUGAAGAUGUUUCGGCUGUGACAACAGGAUGGAAGCUGAAUCCUGUCAAUUUUGACAGUGUGUUCAACCGAAGCAGACACACCUGGAGCUGGGGAAGUCCUGAUAUCUUACCCAUGUUCAAGGAGGGUGCUGUCCCUGGCCGGGUCUCUGUUGAUAUGUACAGUGAAGAGGCAGAGGAUUUCACUCGGGAUGCUACAUUUUUGGAUAUCUGGGUAUUUGACCGUGUUAAGGAAAUGUUUGCAGCUGCAAGAGAGGACAAGGAGCUCGAUGCACAGCUCAGAGACGAUAAGGUUGUGUUCUUUUUACAUCUCCUUGGCUUGGAUACGACCGGGCACUUCUACCGUCCAUACUCAAAGGAAUACCUACAUAAUAUCCAGAUUGUCGACCAAGGCGUUCGCGAGAUCACUGAGUUAAUAGAGGAUUUCUAUGGCGACAAGGAAACCGCCUUUGUCUUUACUGCCGACCACGGUAUGAGCGACUGGGGCAGUCAUGGUGACGGUCAUCCAGAUAAUACCCGUACACCCCUUAUCGCCUGGGGUUCUGGAGUAGCUAAGCCAGUGAAGUCUAAGAAAGGUGUUGUUGCACCUGGACAUGAAGACGGUUUCUCCUCAGACUGGCACCUAAACGAUAUUAAGAGACAUGACGUCGCUCAGGCCGAUGUGGCUGCUCUAAUGGCUUACCUGGUUGGCCUAGACUUUCCCGUCAACUCUGUAGGAGAACUCCCACUCUCCUACUUAGAUGCCACUCCAAAGGAAAAAGCCAAAGCCGCUCUCGCCAAUACCCAGGCCGUCCUUGAAAUGUAUCGUGUCAAGGAGGAACAAAAGAAAGCUACUACUAUCAAGUAUCAGGGGUAUUCGUCUUUUACACAACCGCAGCGCUCACCGGAGGCUCAAUUAGCUGCCAUUCGCAAGUUGAUCUCGACCCGCAAAUACGAGGAAUCAAUCCUUCAAUCUAGAAGGCUGUUCCAGGAUGCAUUGGAAGGGUUGCGUUACCUACAGACAUAUGACUGGUUGUUCCUCCGCGCCAUUGUGACAGCGGGAUACUUAGGCUGGAUCGCAUAUGCCUUGGUCACGGUGAUAGACCUGCAUGUUCUGCCAACUUCUCCGGAGCCUGACCGAUCCGUCCCCAGCUUCAUGUUCUUUUCGUCCGUGCUCAUGGUUCUAUACUCUCUUCUAUGGGUUCAGCAGUCGACGUGGCGGUAUUAUGCAUAUGCAUUUUUCCCAGUUUUCUUCUGGGAGGAAGUGUUUGCUCGCCGUGCGGCCCUUGGUGCUGGGCGAAAGAUACUCCUAGGCCACGUUAAGUCGUUCACAGGAUAUGCCAUGUUUCUGUUACAAUCUAGUCUAUAUAUCGGGGUUUUACUGGGACUUGUUCAAUCAUAUUUCAACCGAGAGAUAUACACAUAUUGUUAUCUGCUUGGUUCCGUAUGGCCCGCUCUCUACGGAUUCGAAUUUUUGAACAAGAAUAAGCUACUCUCGGCAGCAUGGACCAUCAGCUGUAUUUGUAUGAGCAUCUUUACCCUCUUACCUGUCGGGAAACAAGACGAUGCAGAUACAGUUACCUGCGGAGGUAUUCUUAUGUUUGCCACUGGAAUGCUCUACUUGAUAUUCGAGGAAUCUAUCCUUUCAUCCUCGAAAAUAGGAACUCGUUCGGGAAGCACCUUUAACAUCGGGUCACGUAUUGUGAUGGGGGCUCAGAUUGGCCUUAUACUUCUUUCUAUCAUUGUUACUCGCUCCAGCAUUGCAUCUCUCCAAGAGAGAGCGGGAUUACCUCUUGGUAACCAAGUCACGGGCUGGAUUGCAAUGGUAUCAUCUUUUAUCCUACCGAUGCUACACAAGCUCUUCCCAACAGGACACUACUUCCACCGUCUGAUACUUCUGUUCCUCACCUUCUCACCCACCUUCAUCGUCCUCACAAUCUCUUACGAAGGAAUUUUCUACGUCGUGUACUUUGCAACCCUGGUCAGCUGGGUCCGACUUGAAUAUAGCAUCUACAAACAUACACUGCCCUCAAUACCCACCAGGCCAACGCUCUCCCGAGAAGAUACCCCUAGACCUACGUCCCCAGGCUUCAAACCGGCUACACCGAAUACUAACAAUUCCACAUAUCGGCCUCUUAACAUCUCUGACGCCCGCAUUGCCCUUUUUUUCCUCUUCCUUCUUCAAUCCGGUUUCUUCAGCACUGGUAACAUAGCCAGUAUAUCUUCUUUCUCCCUCGACAGCGUCUCGCGCCUCAUCCCCGUUUUCAACCCUUUCUCUCAGGGCGCUUUACUCAUCCUCAAAAUCCUCGUCCCCUUCGCUUUACUCAGUGCAACCUUCGGCAUUCUCAACCGCAGACUGCAUGUUGCGCCGUCAGCCCUGUUUAUGAUCGUGAUGUGCAUCAGUGACGUGAUGACAAUGAAUUUCUUCUUUAUGGUUCGUGAUGAAGGGAGCUGGCUUGAUAUCGGCACUACGAUCAGCCAUUUUUGCAUAUCGAGUGCGCUAUGCAUAUUUGUGGCUCUCAUUGAGUCCUUGAGCGGCGUGUUCAUUUCGGGAGUUGAGUUGGAUGGCUAUCGGGCUCAAUCCGAUCUGGGAGAGGAAAAGGACACUGUUUCCAGCUAG